AUGCUGAUCCUGUUUUUGAUCAUCUACCUAUAUGCCUCCCUUUCUUCUGCCUCUGUUGACGUUUUAUUCAAUUCUUUCACUUCCAAUCAACUGAUUUUCACCGGCGAUGCCACCAUUGAUUCCUCAACGAUCAAACUCACAAAAAAUGUCAACAACUUUUCAUUGGGUCGUGCUUUCUACCCCUACCCAAUCAUUGGCUCAAACAAUAGCACCAUUCCAUCUUUCUCAACCUCAUUUGUCUUCUCAAUUCUCCCUCAACGUAAAACGACACCUGAAUUCGGUCUUGCUUUUGUCAUUUCCACCUCUGCCAUCCCUCCAGGGGACUUGCUUGCUGGCCAAUAUUUUGGCAUCCUGUCAACCAAACACUCUGUUGCUCCAAUCUUAGUUGUAGAAUUCGAUACAGGUCAGAAUCCUGAGUUGGAUGACAAUAACGAUAAUCACGUCGGGAUAGACUUGAACAGUCCUAUAUCAGUAGUAAAACAUGAGGCGGGAUUUUACGAUGGUGAUGAAUUUAAACCUGUUAAAUUGAGUUCGGGAAAGAACAUCCAAGCUUGGAUAGAAUUUGAUGGAAAGGAGCUUGGGAUAAAUGUUACUAUAGCUCCAGUAGGCACAUCAAAACCGCUUAAGCCUUUGCUCAGUUAUUAUGAUGGUGUUAUUGCUAAAUACGUUUCUCCAAGUAUGCUCGUUGGAUUUUCAGCUGGUAAAACAAUCUGGAAUGAGACACAGAGAAUACUGGCUUGGAGUUUAGCAGACAAAGGAGCCCCAAGACAGAUAAACACUUCUGAUUUGCCCAUCAUUCUUCCUGAAUCUUCACCAUCAUCAUCAUCGUCAUCUUCCAUAUCAUCAGGACUCAUUGUGGGGAUAGCAAUAAUUUGCGUGGCUGCUCUUUUGUUUAUCUCAUUGUCUGGCCUAUAUUGGUUUAAGCUCAGGAAAAAGAGAGGAGAUAAAUCAGAUGAAGUGGAAGGAUGGGAGAUUGAUUACUGGCCUCAUAGAUUUUCCUACGAAGAGUUAGCCCGAGCCACAAACCAGUUCUCGGAUGAUGAAAUACUAGGACGUGGAGGUUCUGGAAAGGUGUUUAAAGGGCUUAUACAAGCAAAUAACAUCUUUAUCGCAGUUAAAUCCAUUAACCGUGAUUCUAAACAAGGCUUAAGGGAGUUCAUGUCUGAAAUCUCAACUAUAGGAAGGCUGCAGCACAAGAAUGUGGUUCCUUUACGAGGUUGGUGCAAGGAAGGCCAAGAAAUGUUGCUUGUCUAUGAUUACAUGCCUAAUGGAAGCCUUUACAGUUGGAUUUUUAGCAAUUCUAAGACACUGAGCUGGCACAGAAGGCUUAUGAUUCUAACAGAUAUUGCAGAGGGAUUAAAUUAUCUGCAUCAUGGCUGGCUUCAAUUGGUGCUGCACCGCGACAUCAAGUCCAGCAAUAUCUUGUUAGAUUCAGAUUUAUGUGCAAAACUGGGUGACUUUGGCCUAGCGAAACUGUAUAUACACGGUCAGGCACCCACGCCAACACGCUUGGUUGGAACUAUUGGAUAUAUGGCUCCAGAGCUUGUGAAAGCUGGCCCAACCAUGGGUAGUGAUAUCUUCAGCUUUGGGGUGGUUGUUCUGGAAGUAGUUUGUGGAAGGAAGCCUACAGAAAUGCAUUCAGAAUAUGCACUAGCUUUGGUUGAUUGGGUGAGGAAGCUUCACAGAGAUGGCAGGCUGAGUGAAGCUCCAGACUUGAGAAUUGCUAGGGAAGAAUAUGAGGUUGCUGAUAUGGAGAGAGUCUUGGAACUGGGAUUAGCUUGCUGUGAUGAUGUCCCUGAAUUGAGGCCAGAUAUGAAGGAAGUAGUAACAUUGUUAAUGAACUUGAAAACAAAAUAUACCUCAGAGCUUCAGGGAGUUGAUUGUUCUGAUUUUGGAGACUUCUCAACAAUCUCAAAUUUAUCAGUCACCUCUGAUUAUGGUCCAAGAACAUGA
Messenger RNA from Oldenlandia corymbosa var. corymbosa, 1953 nucleotides. Lineage: Eukaryota; Viridiplantae; Streptophyta; Magnoliopsida; Gentianales; Rubiaceae. The record is from the annotation of a GenBank genome assembly.